UGUGAAUUCUCUCAGUAAGUCGCUGUAUAGCGCACGAUUCGAAGCGCGCGGUCUCGCCGAUGAAAAUCUUGCGAACACAAAAACGGGAAAAAUAUUUUAGUGGUGCUUGAGUGAUGGUUUAAGCCGCUGGGAAGGCCCAGAAGAUUUGCACGUAGCGAGUAGGCAAAAAUGACCGGAAAUGCACAGUCCAACGGAAGUUCCAAUUUGGAAAUAGCUCAGAGCAAUCAGGACUUAAUAAUGACAAAAGGAAAACGGAAAAAGCGAACGUGGAUUAUUGCAGGAAUUGUUAGUGCAAUAGUGGUGGCGUUGGUAGUGGCAGCUAUAGUUUUAUUGACGCAAGAAGAUAAAGAUGAUGAUAAGAAGGUAAUUGAAGAAGGACCCGCCCUUUCUUUAGAAGAUCUUCUUCAGGGAAAAGUAAAUCCCAACUCUUUCAAUGGAACGUGGGUAACAGAUAAAGAACUUCUUUACACGGAUGCCAGUGGAAAUUUAAUCCUUUACAGUUUAGGCGAAAGACCAAGCGUACUUUUAGCUUCCGACGAAUUGAUACCAGGCUCUAACAAUUUUGAAAUAUCUGCCGAUAAUAAUUACUUAAAAGUAGCGCACGGAUUUCAAAAGUUUUAUCGUCAUAGUUAUAAAGCCCGGUACACCAUUAUAAACUUACGAAAUACCUCAGACCGUAUAGAGUUGCACAUUAAUGACACAUAUGACUUUUUUCUUGUUGUGUGGGCUCCAGUUGGAAAUGGUUUAGCCUUUGUCAUGGAUUACAAUAUUUACUAUAAGUCAAAUGUUACGUCGGAGGCACGCAGAAUUACCAAUGAUGGUACUUUUAUAUAUAAUGGUAUUCCGGACUGGGUUUACGAAGAAGAGGUUUUCAGUUCCAACAAAGCUUUGUGGUUUUCUCCAGAUGGAACUAAAUUAGCUUAUGCGAGAUUCGAUGAUACCCAAGUUCCCCUUAUGGUACUGCCAAUAUAUGGAGAACCAGGAAGUAUGAUCUUUCAGUAUCCAAAAGCUAAUGUCAUCAAAUAUCCCAAGGCAGGAACACGCAAUCCUACAGUCUCCUUACAUUGUGUUGACUUAGAUAACCUUAGUGAGAUCAAAAGAUUAGAAGCUCCCAGUAAUUUGGAGACCACUCAAUCGCCAAUUCUUUCUGCUGUAUCAUGGGCUACAAAUGACACGGUGUCGGCAAUUUGGAUGAACAGAGUUCAAAACCAUGCGGCCAUUGUCACUUACUUAAUAACGCAGGCUUCUUACACCAUGGAAACUAUUAUUGAUCUACAUGAGCAAGCCGGUUGGCUGGAACUAUUCACUGCCCCAAUUUUUUCCAAAGACGGUUCUGCAAUGGCGCUGAUUUUACCAGUCGAUCAGCAGAAUGGUUUAGGAGCUUACAGACAUGUAGCAAUGCUUUCAAGGACUUCAAAUGCACCCAUUGAACCACUGACGAAAGGUGCAUUUGUUGUAACUGAAUUACUAGGCUGGAACCAUAAUCACAACACGAUAUUUUAUUUGGCCAAUACUGCAAAUGACUCAGCCGUCCAGCACGUGUACAGCGUUUCUGUUGACACUAAAGAAACGCAAUGUCUAUCCUGUGGAGUCAAAUCAAAGAACAAACAGAUAGAUUGUUUGUAUAACGUAGCGGAAUUUAGCAAAGAUGCUUCUCAUUAUGUUUUGACAUGCGCAGGCCCUGAUGUUCCUCACAUUUCACUUUACUCUUUAGAGAAAAAAGUCAUAGACUGGAAUGAAAAUAAGGAGUUGCAAGAGCUCACGCGAACUAAACGACUCCCAACGUCGCAAAGAAUGAGAUUUGACGUUGAUGGCGGCUUCAAAGCGCAAGUUAAUUUGAAGUUACCACCGAAUUUAGACAUCAGUGGUAACACUAAAUAUCCCAUGUUGGUGAAUGUAUAUGCUGGACCCGACUCGUUCCAGGUGGUCGAAAAAUUCAAUAUUGAUUGGGGUACUUACCUAGCAGCAAAUAAAAGCAUAAUUUAUGCAACCAUAGACGGAAGAAGUUCUGGAUUAAAAGGCAACAACAUGUUAUUUGCAUCUUACAGGCAUUUAGGAACCGUUGAAAUUGAAGAUCAGAUUAGAGUCACGAAGCAAAUUCAAGAUGCUCUUCCCUACGUGGAUGGCAGUAGAACUGCCGUAUGGGGCUGGAGUUAUGGUGGAUAUGCAUCUGGCAUGAUUCUAGCCAAUGACAAUGAGGGUAUCUUUAAAUGUGGUAUUUCUGUAGCUCCUGUUACUGACUGGACACUCUAUGAUUCCAUAUACACCGAAAGAUUUAUGGGUCUUCCUACCAUUGAGGAUAAUUUUGUAGGAUAUCAUAAUGCAAACCUUCUACUAAAAUUUGAAGGACUCCGUGAUAAACAGUAUUUUCUCAUUCAUGGCACGUACGAUGAUAAUGUUCAUUAUCAACAAUCGAUGUUGUGGGCCAAAGUUUUAGAGCAAAACGAUAUUUUAUUUAGGCAAUUGAGUUAUCCCGAUGAAGAUCAUGGUUUAGGUUCCGUCCGUCCACAUUUGUAUCAUUCACUGGAAGAUUUUCUUGAUGAAUGUUUUAUUGAAAAAGAAAGCAAUUAGCCAUUUUCAAUUUUUACCACUUAUUUUUAGACUGUUACGACCGAGAGAAACUAGUCAAGAGAUUAAAUAAAAUAUUCAAUGUCUUACUUUUUACCAGGGUAUCUAUUGUUGUAGAUCUCAGAGUAAUUGUGUAUAUUUUUAUCAGAGAUGUAUAUACUAAUUAUUAUAUUUUAUAUUAAGACUAUUAUGUUGAGAUGUUUGUUAUUGUGUAACUAAAAAUAGAUACUUUGUGUAAUUUUUUAUUAAAUUCUUAUUACAUAA
This is a messenger RNA of Zophobas morio, 2832 nucleotides long. It is a transcript of the gene ome, whose product is annotated as omega. The record is from RefSeq and is a predicted model, not a curated record. The transcript is spliced from 12 exons. Gene Ontology annotation, biological process: proteolysis. Bases 169 to 2571 code for a protein of 800 amino acids. Gene Ontology annotation, molecular function: dipeptidyl-peptidase activity; serine-type peptidase activity. NCBI's taxonomy places the organism in Eukaryota, Metazoa, Arthropoda, Insecta, Coleoptera, Tenebrionidae. Gene Ontology annotation, cellular component: plasma membrane.